This is a messenger RNA of Fraxinus pennsylvanica, 603 nucleotides long. The record is from the annotation of a GenBank genome assembly. NCBI's taxonomy places the organism in Eukaryota, Viridiplantae, Streptophyta, Magnoliopsida, Lamiales, Oleaceae.
AUGAUAUUGGUGGCAAGUAUCUGGAUACAGGCAUUUACAGGGACAAAUUUUGAUUUUUCGUCGUACUCGACUGGUUUGAAAUCGGUUAUGGGCAUAUCCCAGGUUCAGUUGAAUUAUUUGUCGGUGGCUUCGGACGUGGGAAAGGCAUUUGGGUGGUGUUCUGGGAUUUGUCUUUUGUAUUUUCCAUCGUGGCUUGUUAUGUUCAUUGCUGCCUUCACGGGACUCAUUGGUUAUGGCCUGCAAUGGCUCGUCAUUCAGAAAAUCAUCUAUUUACCUUAUUUUCUGGUAUUUCUGUUGUGUUUACUAGCUGGUUGUAGCAUUUGCUGGUUUAAUACGGAAUGGGCCAGUCGAACCAUCCAUUCGAGCUUCAAUUUGAUGAAUAAUGACGAUCUUGAUGUCCAUAGAGAGCUCAUGGAAAUGGAGACUCCACAGACCGAUGAUGUCUUAUAUAGUGGUCCAUAUAAUUCAAAAGAGAAGGAAGGAAGCGGGAACAACGUGUUAUUCAAAGACAACUUGAAGCCUCGGGAAGCCACAGAUUCCAAUGUAAGGCAUGUACCAGUUCUUGCCAUCAUGUCGGAGAAUUACCCCAAACUCUUGCGCUAG